Messenger RNA from Odontomachus brunneus, 8136 nucleotides. RefSeq lists its product as uncharacterized. Gene Ontology annotation, biological process: autophagy. Gene Ontology annotation, molecular function: protein binding. Gene Ontology annotation, cellular component: intracellular membrane-bounded organelle. NCBI's taxonomy places the organism in Eukaryota, Metazoa, Arthropoda, Insecta, Hymenoptera, Formicidae. The coding region runs from base 233 to 7420 and encodes 2395 amino acids. The record is from RefSeq and is a predicted model, not a curated record. The transcript is spliced from 21 exons.
UAAUGACACAUGACGAACUUUAUCAUGGUCGCAAACGUGACCGACGGCUCAUGACUUCGGUUGGCUCGUCAGCAGUGCUUCACGGGAGAACUACGGACGAAUUAGUGGAAGAGGAGGAUGUUUCGAUCAAGUAUGUGACCGAAAAUUCACUCGGCGCGUACGCGAAGUGACUUUUUCCUAUGUAUGUGGUUUCGAACGAUAAUUCGCAGUAGUUGUAAAAACGGCUCACUAAAUGGGGAAAGUUAAGAAGAAACCGGAAUUGCUCCACUGCAGCAAAUCGCGCAAUGUAUUACGUAACUUAUUGCUAAGAGAUUUUGGAUUACGCACAACGCAUAAAACUAGCACACGUGAAUUAGAACCAAUAGCUGAAACAAACUUGGUUUUAAAGGACCAUAAGGAAUUGAAAUGCGAGUUACCUGGUGUUCCUAGAGCUACAUUCUUGAUGGUUUUUAGUCCUGAUGGGACCAAGGUAGCAUCUACUCAUGGGAAUCAUAAUGUUUACAUUACGGAAAUUACAACAGGGAAGAAUAUUAGAACUCUGUCUGGUCAUCCACGUACUCCAUGGUGCAUAGCUUUUCAUCCAUCUUCCAGCCAGAUCUUAGCAUCUGGUUGCUUAGGAGGCCAAGUUCGUGUAUGGGAUCUAAGUGGUGGUAGUGAGAUAUGGAAUGCUGACAGCCAAACUGUCAUAGCUUCAUUAGCAUUUCAUCCAUCCGAGAGGUUAUUGGUCAUAGCAACAUAUAAUGAGAUACACUUCUGGGACUGGAGUAAAUCUCAACCUUUUGCUGUGGCUAGUACAAAGACUGAAAAGGAAAAAGUGAGAUACGUGGCUUUUGAUAGUUUAGGGAGAAAAUUGAUCACAGGAAUUGCAAAUACGCCGCAAGUUCAGUCACAAUGGGACCGUGCUCCUAUGGGUCAAUUACUCAGAACUAGUUUAAUGAACUUGAGAUAUCCGCGAGUAGGGCUCUCGGAUAUUGAACUUUCGCCUUGGCACUUGUGGAACCAUGGCUCCGCGUACGGAAGAGGACCAGCGGACAAUUAUGCGGAAAGAACCUCCCGUGCAUACUUGUUCAUGCGUAGAGGCCUCGAAAUGUCUCGAAUGCGAUACAGCAAUAAUCAAGAGUUGAGGAGUACUCUAAGGCAAGAAGAGACACGGUUUCCACGACGACGAAAUCUAUCGGAAGAACUGAAUCAAACUAGGGAAGCUGCAUCUCGUCCAAAUAUCACAAGAAUUCUUCAUCCACCCAGCGUCAGUCUAGAAAAUAUGGACAGUGCAGAGAACAGGUCAGCGGAUGAUAGUAACGACGACGAGGCACCGGUCGACUUGGCGACGAGGCACGAACAAGAAGCGAAUACGAUCAACGACGAGUUGCAGUCUGGUCACCCUCAUCCCAGAAACGAUUUGUACGAUCGUUUGAACAAUGCAUGGGCCGGAGUGGACGAAAGAUUGCAGGGGAACAACUCGCAGGAUCCAGAGAGGAGAAUAAAUUUAUGUUAUAGGAAUCUUGUCGAUCAAUACGUGACGCUUGUGAGACGUUACUUUGAUGUAUCCAACAGAAACAGAGAUACGAUCGAUCGCGGCACAGAUCCGAUGGAUAUACGAGAGACGUCGUCCGCCAAUCCUGAGGAAUCCAACAGCAGAAAUGAAACUGCAACCGAGUCGUCCAUACGAAGACUGAGGAACGAGCUGAAUUCCAGCGCUCAAGUGAACAAUACGAAUCUAGAGAGGCUGCAACGGUGUCGGCGAUUGCUAAUGGAGCGCUCCGAGCAAGAGGAGAUCGGAACUACUCUUCAAAAUUUGAGAGAGGCUCUAAACGCCGCCGCCGAAAAUAAUAGCUCUUGCUUAGUACGAUUGCAGAAACUGCGAGAGAGACUACAGAGGCAGACCACUACCUUGUUUGAUCAUUCAUACAACUGCAACUCUCGUCUACACCUGCUUCGCAAUGCUUUGACCGACGAGAUCGAAGCGCUCAACAAUAUGGAGGUACAGUUCACUAACACAAGCUCCAGGAUCGAGCGAUUGCGUGACGAGUUUACGAUGUACGGUAUUUUGCCGCGAAAUCGUCAUAUCGCGAGUGAUCCUUCGCAACUGAAUCUGAGUGAGGCCGAGUGGCGAGCGCUCGUCGCGAACGACGAGCCAUUACCUAGCACCAGUUCCGGACUGACGGGAAACACGUUGCACUCAACGCUGCCCUCAGGAACGUCCGGUGAUUUACAUCUGGAAUCCGAUGUAUUUCCUAGCUCGAGCUCAGACGGCAACGAAGCCAGAAGGAAUGAAGAACGCGGCGCACAUGCAGACGGUAACGAGCAUGCGAGCACUUCGUCGGGAAACAGGAAUCAAAAUGCUGGAAGGGCUACGAGAAGACGUUUCGAAGCUACAGAUACGGAGGAUGAACCUCCCAGGAGACGAAAGCGUAAAUUGGGGCCGCCGAUAUCGCUACCUUACAUCGGAGAUAGUUCAUCAUCGAGCGACGAAGGGUACUUGGCGUCCACGUCGCGUAACGGUCCAUCUAACUUCACGGUUUCCACUCAUUCGGCGUUUCAACCAAAUGUACCCAAACUCGUCCCACAAGUAGUGAGGCCGCAAAAUCAGGAGGCGCCGACUAGUUCUUCCAGGUUAAAUGACGAGGAGAUGGACAGAAACGAUUUGUCCGAUAACGGGAAUAACGAAUUGAAUGAAAAUAAUGCCGAAACUAAUAGAACAUUGAGAAUCAUACAACAAUGCAAUCGUACACAAAGAAAUUUACCUCUACUCAGGAGAGUGCUAGACGUCCUUCAGCGGCAUUUGAAUGCAGAUCGGAUGGAUAACAAUAACACUGUCCAGCAAGUUUCGUUAGAUGAUUCGGAGAAUGGAUAUUGGCUUCUCGAAGAAAACAGUAAUUCGGAUUCCAAUCUGGAUGACUCAAACUCCAACAGCAAUUCGAACCCUCGUCGAUGGACCAGUCGAUGGAUACAGCUGGACACUUCGAGUAGAAAUACGGAGUACACUAAUGACUUGUCAAACGAGCAAGCUCAAGCGAGAUCUCUCUCAGAAGACGCGGCAGAUCAGAAUUCUAAUGAUAGAAAUAGAGAACAAAUUACUUUCCGUGAUGGGGGGCACCGAUUGUCGCCCGUAUCUCUAAACCCUUCUCGUUACGAAGAACCACCGUUGUUUCCUUUUAGAAGCUUACGAGAAAAUCAGUCUCGAAGAGUAGAUCAGAAUCAGACACUCGCUAGCGACUCCACUCAUAGUACUCCGUUUCAGUUGCAAAUGACCGAUUCGAGUGCGACGUAUCUGUUCCCAAAUUUAACGGAACGUGUUAACGAUCCUGUGGUGAGAAUCGUUGCUGACAGAGUUAAUCGCGAGAGCAGCUUCGCGAGCGGCAGCAGGCAACAGCAGCAGCAGCAGCAGCAGCAACAACAGAGGAAUCAAAGUCAGAGCCAAAGAAAUGCAGACGACGCGGACCUCGAUCUCAGAAUGCUCGGUAUUGGCAAUGUGGAUUCGAGAGAAGGUUCAUUGGGAGUUCGACAAGGAAUCCAGUUACUUAAUCGUCACAUUGACAAUAUGCAACGCUUAUGCCGGGCGCGAUUGGAGAUAGUUCAGUUGUGCCAAGUGCGUAAAAUGUGGGAGGAUCUGCAGCGACAGAUACGUUCGUUACACGUGACAGUUCGUGUGGAAAGACUGAGCAACAACGAUCAAACGGAGGCGCAGAGGGAUGUCGGUAACACAACCGGCAAUCCCGCUGCGUCAUCAACGGCAGCCUCGUCGACAAACUCGUCCACGACCGCGAAUCCGCAGAACGAAUCGGCGAAGAACUUCAAAAAGGCUCUGCUGGAGAAUUAUCAGAGGCAGAACAGCGAGAACGAUCACGCCAGAACGUAUGAUCACAGCCAGCCGUCGACGUCGCGAGGAAUCACAGAGAGAAAUCGCGAAGACGAACCAACGCCGUCAUCUAGCGGCUCCAAUGUCGAGGAGACCUCAACCAACAUCAGUCUGUCGAACUUGUUGCCGAGCGAUUCGGAGCUACGACAAAUGUUAUCUCACAAUUUGAAGGAAAUGUUGGACGGCUGGUAUUCGCGCUUGACGUCACGCUGUCAGAACUGCACUUCCUCGCCCGAUGCCAAUAGCACGCAGCAAUAUACAACGAACGAUCACACGUAUUCCUCAAAUGUAGCUAUGAACAGCAGAGGAGCACCAGCAGCGACGACCAGUGCAGACGCGCAAUUACCCAGUAUGUCUAGUAUCGUGUCGAAUAUCGGUGCAAAUUCGAGCUUGCCUACAGUGACUGCGUUAACGUCGCAACUGACACCGUUGCCUAGUAUUUCGAACUUCGUCAACAGUAUCGAUCGUAAUGCCAGCUCUGACAGAUCCACGCAGAUGUCGCACACAAAUACCGAUCACCCGGCAAGUGAUACGAGCAACAACGCUAGCAACAGCGGCAACGUCGAUGCCAAUGUCAACUCUGAUCUCGUUACGCAAUAUCCAGCGAAUCAGAGCGGAAGCUCAACCUGCAUAUCAUCACCCGGAUCAUCUUCCAGUAGCAGUAGGUGGCGAAGCAGGCGAAACCAGAACUGGCGGCACAGAAUGAAAUUCCGACUUCUGAGAUCGUGGUUGUUGAGAUCGCGUAAUAUGAAGCAAAGUCGUAAUGGGCCUCAGUCUUCCAAUAAUCCACUUCGUCAUUGCGAGAACGUUAGGAGACCGUGGCACUUGCGCAGAAAUGUACCCUGUAGCAGCAGCAGCAACAGUAACAACGACCGAGACAGAAGACAGACCACGUCUGAGUCCCUGCAGAAAAUUGCGGAAGAUCUUCUGCGACUGCAAUCCCUAGUCCGACAACAAAGAGCCUUAACUCGAAGUGGCAAUGUCAAUAGAGGAUCAGACAGCGACAGUCAAUCGGAAAAUAGAGAUCACGAGAAUCAGGAGAUGGAACAGAUACGGGAAACUACAAGAUUAAGAGCUAGACAAGUUCUUGGUCUGAUGGUGAGAUCUCUGAUCCAGUUCUUCGAAGUGACGAGGUCGGGAAAUGGUUCUCAAAGCAAUGUUCUAUACGAACAGAUGUACAAAAUGUAUGUGUUACUGCACUUGGCGUUGGAAUUAACGGAUUUACUAUUAGCACAAUUGGUAAUAACGAGACGAGAAUUGGAAUCUAGUCAGUACGGACCUUUUACUUCUGAUCUGUCGGUCGAUAAUCAGAAUAGGGGUGAAAACUCAUGUUCCAACAAUAGUAUCGAUAAUAGUUUGCAGACUGAAAGUAAUCGUGCGAACGAUAACCCACAAAAUAGACGCAAUACAGAACGCGAAAGGUUGUCGAGAAACAAUCGCAGCGAUAUACCAAGCACAUCUGCGGGUAUCUACCGGGAAAACGCGGAGGAUCUUCUCUCGGCACCGGGAAUAAACAGACCUUAUCGUAUGGCGGAACAAUUGAAGAGACUAUUUUACACUUCACGACACACACGAGCCGGCACGCACUCGGAAAACACAUCGUCGAUCGAAAAUCAAGGUUCUAACACGGCUAGAUCCAGCAACAAUGGCAGCAGCGACGAUAACAAUUCUACUGGCAAUACUCGCGCUGAAGAUAAUCGACAGUCGGCUUCGAGUAGCGGCCUUAUACUGUCCGAGAAUGCGCUGUCCGCUGAGGUGCAGAGUAUCGUGGAAAGGAUUCAAAGUAGCAGCUCGAUCAAUAACGAUGAUCGCGGUGAGAUCCGAACGAUCGCUGAAAAUCGAGGGACGACCGACGUUCCUAGAGAUAGUCCACGCGAAUCGCAACCACGUAACGAGAGCGAUUCGGUGGCGCGAACGAGAGAUUACCGGCGAAGUCGCAGAAACGCUGUGGCGUUUGAUUCGCCGAUACGUAUCAAUGAACCGAGUAACUUGCAGGAUAACGAGACAGCGCAAAUUCCUAGCCCGUCUUGGACAACCUUCCGUAGAGCUAUGGAACAAAAUAACAUACCGUGGCACCAAUUGUAUAGAUCUCUGAGAGCGUCUUAUCAGGGUGUUCCGUUGGCGCGUACUGCACUGCCGUUUCGCGACUCCUUGUACAGAUAUCCCUCGCUUCAGAGAGACGGCAAUAUCGACUUCGUUCCUGGCACGGACAACGUCUGCUCGUGGCGCAGAUUCCUUCACAGGGAGGGCACGCCGUCUGUCCGACAGGAAUUCAAUGUGCCCGAGCUGCAAGUGAACAGCAUACCUUUGAGAGACUUGAACAAUAUUCCCCACAAUGCUCGUAGAAGACGAAUCUCGCCACCGGCUCGUGAGGCUCAAUCGCUUUCGUCGAAUAUGGUGCAGAGAUUACUCAGUUUUGGCGUCGACAACAGAAACAACGAUCGAACGAAUGAUCUGGCGAAUCAACCCGGACCUAGCUCUGCGAUGGUGAACAACAAUAGGAAUCGGUUGUACAGUCCGGCAUUCUUGGCGGUUUGGCGAUCGAGCGGAGUACGAGUUGGUGCCGGUCCUGGUGGCGGUGGCGACGAUGGGAACGGUGGCGGUGGCGGCAGCGGCAGUGGCGAUGGUGGCGGUGGCGGUGGCGGUGGCGGUGGCGGUGGCGGUGGUGGUGGCGGUGGUGGCGGAGGUGGAGGUGGAGGCGGAGGCGGAGGUAAUGGCAAUGGCGGUGGAGGAGGACAAGAUCCAGGAAACGAUGAUAGCGACGAUAUCGAUUUCGAUCAUAUACCAGUAAGCAUGUUCAAUACACUAGAGAUGCAGAGCUAUCGCGUUCAGGCGUGGGACUUCACUAACGGUGAUAUUCCCGAUAUUACGGACCCGGAGAAGAAUGUGGUGGUACGCGAAUGUAAGAUUCACAACGAUGCCAGCAUUGACAUAUCUUCGGAUGGAAAACUAUUGGCAACACUUUUACCGUCCGGUCGUAUCAAUGUCACGACUAUGUUAGGUGUUUAUAGUUUACAAUGGGAAACACUCGGAGAGAGAAUCUACUCGACGAAAAUCGAUCAAACUGUGGUGUCUGUCUCGAUGUCGCCCACACAACAGCAUCUUCUGGUAGGUUUGGCGCGUAGAAUUCACGUGCCCGCCAGGCCCUUUCCAAUGGCUCUGAUCUAUAAGCUGAUCGAGAAGCAGCCUGAGGACGAGAAGCAAGUUCCGUUGGAGCCGAAUGACUCGAGAAAUUACAAGGUGUACGAUCGUGCCGACAGUCAUCACAGAGCAGACGAGCUCGCGCACAUGUCCAACAACACUACUACGAGUAACACAGCGAGACAGAACGUCAUUAACGCAACGGACAGAUCGCAUAUUCAAGAUUGGCGAAUUCGCAAUAUGAGAACUGAGCUAGAUAUUAAGAGUAACCGUGAGAGUAUGGUGCUUAUUAGGGAAUUGUUGCAAAGCAGUCGCGAGACUACGGGCUAUGUCAGUCUGAAUUGCAUUAGAUGGGUGCCGCAGCCGGGUCAAGGGAUGGUUUACGCCACAAACACCGGACAGUUGAAUAUUCUGCAGUGAUGUGAUGCUCGUAGUAAGAAGUAAGGGGAGUAAACGUUUUCUUCGUAUUAUAACGAAUGCUUAUAACUGAAUGUAUCAUACGCAUAAGAAUGUAUUUACGCAAUAUUGCAGUUCACUGAUACGAAUAUUGCAGUUCGCUGCGAAACGAGUUACUCUCGAUAGAACGUAAGGACAGAUACUACGCGCGUGGUACAUAUUGUUGAUGACAUUUUUAUCACAGUCAAUAUCAGAUCUUGGCGUGACGGUGAUAAAUAGUGCGAGUUUUUGAACGAGACUGCUAUUUGUAUUUUACUGUUUUUUUUCUUUUUUCUCCACAAAUAUUAUUCCCUAUUUUUGUUCUACGAGAUGAAUGUAAAAAUGCAAGAUGUAUAGGUAUGAUAAUAUACGUUCAAUUAAUAUGUCAUAUAUCGUGUAUAUAUAUAAUUAUUAAUAUAUAUGUACUUUAUAUGUAAUAAUUAUAUAUAUAUUUAUAUAUAUAUAACUGUAUAGUUUAUACGAUUUUUCUAUUCCUUUAAUUUUAAAAGCUACUUCACAUUGUGUGUGUCUAGACUGAAAUGUGAAAUAUACGAUCUGACUAACUCUCUACUUUCAGAAAGUUUCUGUUAUAUGCUGUGUAAUAGAAAUAUGGAAGUGGGUGACUUGCUAUAUACAUUAUCAAUAUGUAUUUACCGAUCGAUGAAUGCUACAAUGUCGUUAAAUAAAUCAUUCAGGAAGUA